UGAGUCAUAACAACAACAACAGCACCAAUAAUGACACUGCAAUUGGCCGACGAUCGCAACCAAUCGGUGUCCGCACAACUGGAUCAGGUGUACGACGGGGUGGACACACGACUGGCUACCUCUGGCGACCACCGGUGCCUCGAGUUGGCCGCCAAUUGUCGUCAACUCCGGGCGCGGACUCGAGCCGUACUGUCGGCCGCCAAACGCUAUGAUUAUCUCGACGUCGAGGCCAACGGCUACUGGACUUACGGCCGACUAGUGGUCAGGUUUGGUCAGCUGGUGGUCGACUCGCCCGACGAGCACUUCGGCACACAUUUGUUGCCCGUAUCGCAGGUUUUACUCUCGGGUCUCGACCUCUGCGACCAGUUUAUGGCACAAUCGCCGCCCGAAGACCUGUUUGUGGCCACCGCUGACAGCUUUCCUGAGCUGUUGCGCGUGUUUUCCUCAUUACAGCCGCAGUUGGAUGUGGUUUACGGCCUCUACUCGUCGUAUUGGUUGUGUCCGUCGAUGCGACGAGUGGUCAACGGCUUCACUACUUUGAUGGCCGUGUAUUCGGGCGGCGCCUCAACCGCCACACUUCGGACGCUCACUAAUCCGACCUUUAAGGCCAAAACGGUGGCCAACAUCGCCCGAUUCGCACGAGCUAUACCUCCGCCAGUGGGCUAUCAAACUAAA
Molecule: messenger RNA, 675 nt
Organism: Medioppia subpectinata
Lineage: Eukaryota; Metazoa; Arthropoda; Arachnida; Sarcoptiformes; Oppiidae
Source: the annotation of a GenBank genome assembly